This is a messenger RNA of Trachemys scripta elegans, 1832 nucleotides long. RefSeq names its product eukaryotic translation initiation factor 4A2 (gene EIF4A2). Gene Ontology annotation, biological process: cytoplasmic translational initiation. The record is from RefSeq and is a predicted model, not a curated record. Bases 121 to 1344 code for a protein of 407 amino acids. Lineage: Eukaryota; Metazoa; Chordata; Testudines; Emydidae. The transcript has 11 exons. Gene Ontology annotation, molecular function: translation initiation factor activity; ATP binding; RNA helicase activity. Gene Ontology annotation, cellular component: cytoplasmic stress granule.
CCCUCCGCGGCGAAAGGCGGCUUGAGUCCCGGCGGCUGCAUGGGUAUAUAAAGCGGGCGCCGCGGAGGCGCUGCCUUUUCAGUUGAGGACAGAACGCAAGUGGGGGCUGGAGACCGGAACAUGUCAGGUGGUUCCACGGAUUAUAGCAGAGACCAUGGCGGCCCAGAGGGAAUGGACCCUGAUGGUAUCAUUGAGAGCAAUUGGAAUGAAAUUGUUGACAAUUUUGAUGAUAUGAAUUUAAAAGAAUCCCUUCUCAGGGGUAUUUAUGCUUAUGGUUUUGAGAAGCCUUCAGCAAUUCAACAGAGAGCUAUUAUUCCAUGUAUCAAAGGGUAUGAUGUGAUUGCUCAAGCUCAGUCAGGUACUGGCAAGACAGCCACAUUUGCUAUUUCCAUCCUGCAGCAAUUGGAGAUUGAUCUCAAGGAGACCCAAGCACUAGUAUUGGCCCCUACCAGAGAACUGGCUCAACAGAUACAAAAGGUAAUUUUGGCUCUUGGAGACUAUAUGGGUGCAACUUGCCAUGCUUGUAUUGGUGGCACGAAUGUUCGUAAUGAGAUGCAGAAGCUUCAGGCUGAGGCUCCACACAUUGUGGUUGGAACUCCAGGUCGGGUGUUUGAUAUGUUAAACAGACGAUAUCUUUCACCUAAAUGGAUCAAGAUGUUUGUUUUGGAUGAAGCAGAUGAAAUGUUGAGCCGUGGAUUUAAAGAUCAAAUUUAUGAAAUUUUUCAAAAGUUAAGCACAAAUAUUCAGGUUGUAUUGCUGUCAGCCACAAUGCCAAUGGAUGUGUUGGAAGUGACCAAAAAGUUCAUGAGAGAUCCUAUACGUAUUCUGGUGAAGAAAGAAGAAUUGACCCUUGAGGGUAUCAAACAAUUCUAUAUUAAUGUUGAAAGAGAGGAAUGGAAGCUGGAUACUCUCUGUGACUUGUAUGAGACACUGACCAUUACACAGGCUGUUAUUUUCCUGAAUACAAGGAGAAAAGUGGAUUGGCUUACAGAGAAAAUGCAUGCGAGAGACUUCACGGUUUCUGCUCUGCAUGGUGACAUGGACCAGAAGGAACGAGAUGUUAUCAUGAGGGAGUUUAGAUCAGGAUCAAGCCGUGUCUUGAUCACUACCGAUUUGUUGGCUCGUGGCAUUGAUGUGCAACAAGUUUCGUUGGUUAUAAAUUACGACCUGCCGACCAAUCGUGAAAACUACAUUCACAGAAUUGGACGAGGUGGUCGUUUUGGCAGGAAAGGUGUGGCUAUAAACUUUGUUACCGAAGAGGACAAAAGAAUUCUUCGGGAUAUUGAGACUUUCUACAAUACUACAGUGGAGGAGAUGCCUAUGAAUGUGGCUGAUCUCAUUUAAUCCCUGGGAUGAGAGAUGUUUUUGAAUGCAGUGCUCGCUGUUGCUGAAUAGGCGAUUCACAACGUGCAUUGUGCUUCUUUCUUUGGGGAUAUACUGAAUCUUGUCUCAAUGCUCAUAACGGAUCCGAAAUACAGAUUUUUUUUUUUUAUCAGCGAAGCGACAUUUUGUCGUGAGCUCUUGUGGUGAAAGCCACUGGCUUUAUCCACUUUAGGGUUAGACUGUUGGGGUUGGGUGGAAAGUCAUGGGGUCUGUACAUUUUUUCUUUCUUAGAAAUUUAUUUCCUAGUUCAGUAGAAGUGGUUGUAUUAGAUGUUCUUUAUCAUUUGAUAAUUUACUUAUGGACUAAAAGAUAUAAGUGCUGUAUAAAGUCAGCCAAUUAUGUUAAACUAGCAUACCUUCCUUUAUUGUAUGUUUUUUAUUUCUACUUUAGAUUGAAUUGGAAAGGCCUUUAAAAAUAUAUAAACUUUUUAUAUAGAGUAUUCAAAUUCA